AUGGGCAUUUUGACCUUGAUUCCUUCGAUUUGUGGAUGCUGCCUUUCCUGCGAUGAUGAACGCCGAUUUCGGAGAAGAUAUCGAAAAACUUCUUGCUGGUCGAAUGUUAUUGGUUCUUUCUCGAUUCUGGCAUUCUUGUGGCUCAGUCUUUCGGUCGGAAGCCAUGUCUACUACCUUUCUAUUGUGAAGUGGAUGACGUCUUCCGACCCUUACAUUUUCGCUGUCUACUGUGUUUUAUUUUUGAUGCAGAUGAUUUCUAUCAAUUCCCUGGUCAUCAUUCUGUUUUUUCAAGGAAAUGUUCUUGGCUGUUGCUAUUGUUGUUCUUACAAUCGAAUCGACCUAAAUGAGCCAACAGAGAGAAUUUUUAUUAGAGGAGAUAAACGGAUAAGCAAACAAGUUCGUCUGUAUCUCAAAUUGAAGAUGUCGCCAAAUCCGUUCAAGUCAAUUGGAGAUAAUGCUGGAAAAAUUUUUGGAUUCGGUCAGCAUCGAUAUCGACCGCCUGAUUGCUUCUUCAAUUUAACAGGAGGUGACCCUUGUCAGGAGAGCCUUACAGUAUCAAGUGACUGCGAGGAUGAGACGAUUUCAACUUUGCUAUCGUUCAUCCAGCGCAACGAGACUUCAAUGUCGACCGGAUUUAUCGUCGUGUACUUUUUAAUAUUCAUCGUCGGCCUUUUUGGAAACUUGGUCGUUAUCUUCACCAUUAUUGGGAAUUUUCAAAAGCUCAAUCGCUCCGCUAACCUAUUUAUUCUCAAUCUUACUAUAGCAGAUAUUCUCCUCAUCAUCAGCAUUCCAAAUACCGUAUUCGUCGAACAGUUCAAUAUUCGUACCAAUUAUUUGGACAAAGCAGGGGUCAGUUUAUGUGGCGAAAGAAAAAAUUGCGGAGAAAGCAUAGUUGAGCAUUUGAAAUUCGACGAAUGCGAAAAAUUCCAGUGCGAAAUCGCUGACAGCUUUAAUAUCGAGGCGCCUUCGAGAAUGGAAAGUGCUGAUGUUUUUGGCGAUUAUGACGAUUAUCCAAUUUAUGAUGCGCAAGUUUACAUCGAGGUUUUGCAGGAGAAAAGAGGCUGCUUCUUCUGUGUAAAAGCGUAUAAUGACUAUUUGAUCUGCGUUGCGUCGAUUUGUUUCUUUUUGCCGCUGAUUUUGAUGACCAUUUGCUACAUAUUGAUUUGCACCAAGCUUCAAGAGACGAGUAAAAGGGUGAAGUUUGCUCGAUCGAAAGAAGCACGAAAACGAUUCGAUCUUCGAAAACGAGUGAUUUUGAUGAUCAUCGUCAUUUUGGCGAGAUUGAAAACAAUCGCUGAAUUACUGAUCUUCUUCAACGCUGCUCUCAACCCCUUUAUCUACACAUUCAUGAGUUCACAGUUCAAACAAGAUUUUAUGAACGCUGCCAAAUGCAUGAGCACAAGACUCGACCACACGAGGGAAUCUCUCAACUCCAGGGCCAAGAAUUUUCAGUUCAACAAAUUAUACAAAAUGCGCUUUUCAUCUACCGAAUCAGUUAAUUUUUCAAAUGUUACUUCAAAGCGAAAUUCCCUCCAGUUUUCUCCAGACUUGGCCGUCAUCCCUUCUUCCGAGUCAACCAUUUAG
Messenger RNA from Oikopleura dioica, 1584 nucleotides. Lineage: Eukaryota; Metazoa; Chordata; Appendicularia; Copelata; Oikopleuridae. The record is from the annotation of a GenBank genome assembly.